Messenger RNA from Cyprinodon tularosa, 1798 nucleotides. It is a transcript of the gene clk2b, whose product is annotated as CDC-like kinase 2b. Gene Ontology annotation, biological process: regulation of RNA splicing; protein phosphorylation. NCBI's taxonomy places the organism in Eukaryota, Metazoa, Chordata, Actinopteri, Cyprinodontiformes, Cyprinodontidae. Gene Ontology annotation, cellular component: nucleus. The transcript has 11 exons. Bases 326 to 1507 code for a protein of 393 amino acids. The record is from RefSeq and is a predicted model, not a curated record. Gene Ontology annotation, molecular function: ATP binding; protein tyrosine kinase activity.
UGUCUGUGCUUUUACUUUCUCCUGUUUUUCAUGCCUUUAAUUUUAAUGUCUCUUUAUUUUUAUCGAGGACGUUUUUUUCCUUUGCUUUAGGUUUCUGCUGGCCGCACUGGCAGCUCUUCAUUUGACGUUGUCACCGCUCUGUUUUUUUUCUACCACUUAUUUAACUUCCACGCUGCCAUCUUCAGUUCCUUUUUCUCCACAGCUCCCAAAGCCUGUCUGCUGCUGCUUCAUUUGCUUCCCCACCUCCUCCUAAAGGAACAUCCCUGUCUGCUCCUCUUCAAACCUGAUCCUGACCUUGCAUGUUUUGGGUCGCCACCUCUGUGUGAUGGGAAACAAGGAGCUGUUUUCUCUCUUGAAGGGUUUCCUGGACUGCGUCUGUCUCUGCCUGUCUCAGAGACGCGUUGAGAUUGAACCUACGAAUGAGCGGGACUCUAAAAAUGGCCACCUGAUCUACCAAAGCGGGGACAUCCUAGAAGACAGAUACUCUUUUACAGAUGAGAUCCUCAACACGCUGGGAGAGGGGACAUUUGGGAAAGUGGUACAGUGUUUAGAUCACAGCAGAGGAGGAAGACCAAUAGCUUUGAAGAUCAUUAAAAACCUGGAGAAAUACAAGGAAGCAGCCAGGCUGGAAAUAAAUGUGCUGCAGAAGAUCCAGGAGAAAGAUCCAGAGAACAAACACAACUGUGUGCAAAUGCUCGACUGGUUUAACUUCUACGGCCAUGUGUGCAUCUCCUUUGAGCUGCUGUCUCUCAGCACCUUCGACUUUUUGAAAGCAAACAACUUCCUGCCUUAUCCCAUUAACCAGAUCCGUCACAUGGCGAGCCAGAUCUGCAGCGCUGUCAGCUUUCUCCAUGACAACAAGCUGACUCACACCGACCUGAAGCCAGAGAACAUCCUCUUUGUCAACUCGGACUACUCCGUCGUAUACAACGCUGACAAGAAACGCCAUGAAAAAAGAAUAAGAGACACAACAGUACGUCUGGUGGACUUUGGCAGCGCCACCUUCGACCACGAACACCACUCUGUCAUCGUCUCCACUCGUCACUACAGAGCCCCAGAAGUCAUACUGGAGCUGGGCUGGAGUCAGUCUUGUGAUGUUUGGAGCAUCGGCUGCAUCUUGUUCGAAUACUAUGAAGGCUCUACUCUCUUUCAGACUCAUGACAAUAGGGAACAUCUGGCAAUGAUGGAGAGAAUUCAGGGACCAAUUCCUCAAAGAAUGGUUCACUGGAGCAGGAAGCACCGGUAUUUCCAACAUGGCCGCCUAGACUGGAAUGAAUGCUCCAAGGCUGGACGUUAUAUAAAGUCCAAGUGCAAACCUCUAAGGAGCUACUUGUUGUCACACGGAAGAGAGCACCACCAGUUUUUUGAUCUCCUGGAGAGGAUGCUGGAGUAUGACCCUUUAAAACGGAUCUCUCUCCCGGCUGCUCUGAGCCACCCCUUCUUCCUGUUGCCCAGUCAUGCUGGGAGGACUCAGGCCUGGAGGAACAGCUACGACAAAAACAAGUGACCCAGAAGAGCUCCUUGAUGCUGCAUGGACCACGUGGAUGUGUCGGCAGGUUCACGACAAAUCAACCUUAACGCUGUAAUUGUAUUGGAAGGAAAUAAAUCAAAGGAGGGUUCACAGAUUAAACAGGACAGAUGGAUUUUGUGCUGAUGGAGUCUUAAAAAGGUUUGAAUCUCUGGAUAUUCAAAAAAUUCUUCUUUACUCUAAAGAACUCUAUUUCUCGUUAUUUGGUUGAAUUUGAAUAAAUACAAUGAUGUGACUUUUAGCCAGGAUUCACUAAAUAACUUUAACGUC